This is a messenger RNA of Neurospora tetrasperma FGSC 2508, 1079 nucleotides long. RefSeq names its product cyanide hydratase. The transcript has 4 exons. Gene Ontology annotation, biological process: cyanide catabolic process. Gene Ontology annotation, molecular function: cyanide hydratase activity. The record is from RefSeq and is a predicted model, not a curated record. Lineage: Eukaryota; Fungi; Ascomycota; Sordariomycetes; Sordariales; Sordariaceae. Bases 24 to 1079 code for a protein of 351 amino acids.
CACAACUCUAUCAAUCGCCCAACAUGGUCCUUACCAAGUACAAGGCCGCAGCGGUUACUUCUGAGCCCUGCUGGUUCGAUCUCGAGGGAGGCGUUCGCAAGACGAUCGACUUCAUCAACGAAGCGGGUCAGGCCGGCUGCAAGCUCGUUGCCUUUCCCGAAGUAUGGAUCCCCGGCUAUCCAUACUGGAUGUGGAAGGUCACCUACCAGCAGUCGCUGCCUAUGCUGAAGAAGUACCGCGAGAACGCGAUGGCCGUUGACUCGGACGAGUUCCGUCGUAUCAGAAGGGCUGCUAGGGACAACCAGAUUUAUGUCUCGCUCGGCUUCGCCGAAAUUGACCACGCCACCCUUUACCUGGCGCAAGCUCUGAUCGAUCCCACUGGCGAGGUCAUCAACCACCGCCGCAAGAUCAAGCCCACCCAUGUCGAGAAGCUCGUCUACGGCGACGGCGCGGGUGACACGUUCAUGUCGGUCACCCCGACCGAGCUCGGUCGCCUCGGUCAGCUUAAUUGCUGGGAGAACAUGAACCCCUUCCUCAAGUCGCUCAACGUCUCGAUGGGCGAACAGAUCCACAUCGCCGCGUGGCCCAUCUAUCCCGGCAAGGAGACGCUCAAGUACCCCGACCCUGCGACCAACGUGGCCGACCCGGCGUCCGACCUCGUGACGCCUGCCUAUGCCAUUGAGACGGGUACCUGGACGCUGGCGCCCUUCCAGCGGUUGAGUGUGGAGGGCCUCAAGAAGAACACGCCCGAGGGAGUCGAACCCGAGACGGACCCGUCGACGUAUAACGGCCAUGCGCGCAUUUACAGGCCGGACGGCACUCUUGUCGUCAAGCCAGACAAGGACUUUGACGGACUGUUGUUUGUCGAUAUCGACCUCAACGAGUGCCACUUGACCAAGGCGCUGGCCGACUUUGCUGGACACUACAUGCGGCCGGACCUGAUUCGUCUCUUGGUUGACACCAGCCGCAAGGAGCUCGUCACCGAGGUGGACCGCAAUGGCGGCAUUGUGCAAUACACGACGCGGGAGCGCUUGGGGUUGAACACGCCGCUUGAGAAUGAUAAGGAGGGAAAGAAGUGA